GCUGUCAGGUUUCCGGGGCCUCUGGUGUGACGUGUCCCGCGCCUGGCGCAGCAGGAAGCGGCGGCGAUCGCGGCCCGAGUCCCCCGGCUGCGGCCCGCUCCCCUCCCCUCCCCGCCCCGCCGCCGCCAUGCUCGACUUCUUCACCAUCUUCUCCAAGGGCGGGCUCGUGCUCUGGUGCUUCCAGGGCGUGAGUGACUCGUGCACCGGGCCCGUCAACGCGCUGAUCCGCUCCGUGCUGCUGCAGGAGCGGGGAGGCAACAACUCCUUUAACCAUGAGGCGCUCACCCUCAAAUACAAGCUGGACAACCAGUUUGAACUGGUGUUUGUGGUUGGUUUUCAGAAAAUCUUAACACUAACGUAUGUAGACAAAUUGAUAGAUGACGUGCAUCGGCUGUUCCGAGACAAGUAUCGCACAGAAAUCCAACAGCAUAAUGCCAUGAGUCUACUAAAUGGCACCUUUGACUUCCACAGUGACUUCAUGCGUCUCCUUCGGGAAGCAGAGGAGAGCAGUAAGAUUCGUGCUCCCACUGCCAUGAAGAAGUUUGAAGAUUCUGAAAAGGCCAAGAAAACUGUGAGGUCCAUGAUUGAGAUACGUGGGGAGAAGCCCAAGGAGAAAGCUAAGAGCAGCAAGAAAAAUAAAGGGGCUAAGAAAGAGGGUCCUGAAGGCUCCUCACCUGCCAGCAAAGGGGCCCCUGUAGGAAAGCCUGAUGUCCCAACUGGCCCCGGGGAUGGGGUAGAACUGUCCAAAGAAGAGCUAAUGCGCAAGAAGCGUGAGGAAUUUAUGCAGAAGCAUGGGAGAGGUGCUGAGAAGUCCAGUAAGUCCUCAAAGUCAGAUGCACCAAAGCAGAAAGGCAAAAAGGCGCCUCGGGUGUGGGCACUGGGUGGCUGUGCCAACAAAGAAGUUUUGGACUAUAGCCCACCUACCACCAAUGGAACCCCUGAGACUACCUUACAAGAGGACAUCAAUCUGAUCCGAGGAACUCAGGCGGGAGGGCAGCUACAAGAUCUAGAUUGCAGCAGUUCAGAUGAUGAGGGAAUCACUCAGAACUCAGCCAAACCCAGUACUACAAAGGGAGCCCUAGGUGGCAUGUUUGGGAUGCUGAAAGGCUUGGUUGGCUCUAAGAGCUUAAGUCGUGAAGACAUGGAAUCUGUGCUGGACAAGAUGAGAGACCACCUAAUUGCUAAGAAUGUGGCUGCAGAUAUCGCUCUCCAGCUUUGUGAGUCUGUCGCCAACAAACUGGAGGGGAAGGUGAUGGGCACAUUUAGCACUGUGACUUCAACAGUAAAGCAGGCAUUACAGGAGUCAUUGGUACAGAUCUUACAGCCACAGCGGCGCGUAGACAUGCUCCGAGAUAUCAUGGAUGCUCAGCGUCGUCAGCGUCCUUAUGUUGUUACUUUCUGUGGGGUCAAUGGAGUAGGCAAGUCCACAAAUCUAGCCAAGAUCUCCUUCUGGCUGUUGGAGAAUAACUUCAGUGUCCUCAUUGCUGCCUGUGACACAUUUAGGGCAGGGGCGGUGGAGCAACUGCGCACGCACACCCGGCGUCUUAGUGCUCUGCACCCUCCAGAGAACCAUGGUGGCCGAACCAUGGUGCACCUGUUUGAGAAGGGCUAUGGCAAAGAUGCUGCUGGCAUUGCCAUGGAGGCCAUUUCUUUUGCCCGGAAUCAGGCCUUUGAUGUAGUCUUGGUGGAUACAGCUGGCCGAAUGCAAGACAAUGCACCCUUGAUGACUGCUCUGGCCAAACUCAUUGCUGUCAACACACCCGACCUGGUGCUGUUUGUUGGGGAGGCCUUGGUGGGAAAUGAAGCUGUAGAUCAGCUGGUAAAAUUCAACAAAGCUCUGGCUGAUCACUCUAUGGCUCAAACACCCCGGCUCAUUGAUGGCAUUGUUCUCACCAAAUUUGAUACCAUUGAUGACAAGGUGGGUGCUGCCAUUUCUAUGACUUACAUCACAAGCAAACCCAUUGUCUUUGUUGGGACUGGCCAGACCUAUAGUGACCUGCGUAGCCUCAAUGCCAAGGCUGUGGUGGCUGCCCUCAUGAAGGCCUAACAUGGUGCAGCACCCCAUACCAAAUCACUGCUUUCCUCUACCCUUUCCACCCCUGUGUCUAGAAUGUUCUUUGGAGUAUGAGAUCAGCUUGUCGUGAAUGUAUUGCAAACACAGAAUAAAGGGAGCUCCAGGGGCUUGCAAUUUUCCUAGAACCUUGUCCCAGCCAGCCUCCCCACCCAACCUAGAUUCUCCAUCUGCAAGGAGGGCCCAAUCAUGUUUCAAUCACUGCCCGUUGACCCUCAGUGCAGCCCUGUGGUCCUCCCCCACCCAACUCAGGGGUCCCCUUCACUCUGCCUGUACUGUACUGUCUCAUUACAGCUUUGACCAAUGGCUGGAAGACCCUGACACCAGAGCUUUCUAUUUGUCCACACUGUGAGUGUGGUCCAAGGGACCUCUGUGCCUAAUAAGCAGCUUCAGAUUCAAGCUUGAUUUGGGACUUCUACCAAAGCAGCCCUAGGUCUUGAUUUGGCACUAAUCACUGAGACAUACAUGGCUUUCAUUCCCUAUUUAUGUGCUGUGGCACAGGAUAGAAUCCACCUCAGUCAGUGUAUGACAUUUUCUUAAUUGCUGCUAAUUCUGACAACUGUAGCUCACCCAUAACUUUAAAACAUACAGCUAGGCCAGGGUGACCUGUUACAAGUGAAGAGGCAGUGAUAAGUCCCUGCUUCCUUCAGAGCUAAACUUCCCAAAUAAGGGGAGUGAAGCUGCAGUGUGCAUUAGGCUUGUUGGCCUUUUAACACACCCUCCCAGCCUUUCCCUAGAGUUCAUUUGUGAGCUUUGCAUGUUGCCCUUCCUGGGAGUCCUGUUGGAAAGGCAUACCUUUCCCCACUCCCACUUUUUACCCUUCCCAGCAGACCCUGUUGAGGGAGGCUGGCGGCUUCCUUGCCCCUAUCCUCUCCAGAGUGCCUGGUAUACAAGUGCUACGUUGAAGAAUACAAACUCUUGUUAAGAUUUGUCUUGUAGCUUGGUAUUGCAGAUGUGCUGUUAGUGCAAUAAGGUAAAGGCUGUCUGCCCAGAGAAAUACAUAAUUUAUAUAAAGAAAAUAAAUUUCAUAAAUAAUGCUGCUUUUUUCUGUUUGCAA
Messenger RNA from Trichosurus vulpecula (common brushtail), 3128 nucleotides. RefSeq names its product SRP receptor subunit alpha (gene SRPRA). The coding region runs from base 128 to 2047 and encodes 639 amino acids. Gene Ontology annotation, molecular function: GTP binding; ATP hydrolysis activity; GTPase activity. Lineage: Eukaryota; Metazoa; Chordata; Mammalia; Diprotodontia; Phalangeridae. The record is from RefSeq and is a predicted model, not a curated record. Gene Ontology annotation, cellular component: endoplasmic reticulum membrane; signal recognition particle receptor complex. Gene Ontology annotation, biological process: SRP-dependent cotranslational protein targeting to membrane. The transcript is spliced from 14 exons.